UUAUCUAUCGGCACGCAGUAGUACGUAUCGUGGGGUCAAGCGAGCCUGGUUUACCUCCUGCCAGUCGUUUUUCUGCUUCACACUUUGUCCACCUGAUAAGUCAGAAGAUCUAACAGCUCAUUGCUCAAUGCUCGACGCCCUACCAAACAUAACAGGAGAUCUUGAAUAUUCGAUAUAUACGUAUUUUGACUGCACGGCGACAUGUACUCGGACCGACAAUUUCUGCUUCUUCUUGUCUUUCUUUUCUUAUAUUAUACUGUAAUUUUCGUUUUACCAGUUCAUUUUUUUCGACUGGAUUUACCCCCAGGGUUACAACAUGGGUAAUGACAUUGAAAUGUGCGGCAAAGACUCGAUCUCUACGGCAGUUGUAGAGCCCACGACGUUUCCGGUUUUGGGCACGAAGUUAGAUGAUGAUAUACCCAAAUUCAGCGAUCCCGAAAGAGACGCUGUCUUUGGUGAGCACAAAGAGGGACAGGUUAAUUAUAAAUCCGUUGGAAUGCUGAAGUCAGUUGUGUUGAUGAUUAAACUAACGAUUGCUUUGGGCGUAUUGGCCAUGCCUCAAGCCCUUUUGGAUGUUGGGGCUGUACCAGGAGUGAUCAUUAUCAUUGCUGUGGCGUUGUUGACCACUUGGAGUGGCCUUGUUGUUGGUCAGUUUAAGCGAAACCACCCUGAAGUAUAUUCGAUGGAUGGUGUGGGCUAUGUUCUUGCAGGGAAAUGGGGUCGAGAAUUCUUCUCUUUCAUCUAUCCACUUUUUAUGGUUUUCGUAUGUGGUUCCGGUUAUGUCACGCUCUCUAUUGCCUUUAAUGCUAUCACCAAUCAUGCCACAUGUACCGUCGUCUGGACAGUGAUCGGCAUGGUCGUCACAUUAGCAUUGGCUUCUCUUCAAACCCUGAGCAAGGUGUCUGUUUUAGGGUGGAUAGGUUUUUUCUCCAUUAUGUCCGCCAUCCUUAUUAUCACCGUUGCCGUAGGAGUGGAAGAACGCCCAGAAGCUGCACCUUCGACUGGUCCCUGGGAUAAGGACAUUCACGCCUUCAGGUCUGAUGGGACGUUUUUGAAGGGAAUGGGGGCGGUAUCUACAGUCGUGUUCGCUUACUGUGGCACACCCGCUUUUUUCAAUGUAAUCGGGGAGAUGCGUGACCCAACACAAUUUAACUUGGCUCUUUACUCUGCGCAGUCCAUCUGCUCCGCCGUUUAUUUGACCAUUGGUAUCGUCGUUUAUUACUAUUGCGGCCAAUAUCUUUCCAACCCUGCGCUUGGAUCUGCCGGUAUCCUAAUCAAGAAAAUUGCAUACGGCGUUGCCCUCCCUGGUCUAUUUGUCGGCUGUAUCCUUUUUACACAUGUGGGAGCUAAAAUGGUCUUUGUGAGGGUGCUUCGAGGCUCUGAUCACCUGACUGCACCUUCAUUCAUCCACUGGGCUGUCUGGCUCGGGACGGUCGGUACUUGUGUCCUUAUUGCGUUUGUUCUGGCGGAAUCAAUUCCAUUUUUUGGAGAUUUUGUCAGUCUCAUCGGUGCAACUCUGGGCACUUUCCUCUGCUUUAUUACAGAAGGCUGGAUGUGGUUGCAUGAUAACUGGGGUCACCGCAAAAUAGAUAAAUCCUUGCGCUUUAAAUCUCUCGUCGCCCUGAACGUGUUCCUCAUCGUCAUGGGCAUCUUCAUUAUUAUCACGGGUACUUGGGCUUCUGUGGUCAGCAUAAGAGACUCUUACAAGAACGGCAUGAUCACUAGCCCAUUCUCUUGCGCCGAUAACAGCAGUUGAAAUAAUUGCGGGAGUAGUGCUAGGGCCGUCGAUUGAGAAGGAAAGUGUAAUGUGGAAUGGAGUAUCGAUAUCUUCGAAAGUUGUUGUCUUAUUAGGCCUGUAAAUCAUGUAAUCAAACAUAAUGGUCAUUUAUGCAUCAG
Molecule: messenger RNA, 1896 nt
Organism: Cryptococcus deneoformans JEC21
Lineage: Eukaryota; Fungi; Basidiomycota; Tremellomycetes; Tremellales; Cryptococcaceae
Product: neutral amino acid transporter, putative
Exons: 8
Coding region: 317-1756 (479 amino acids)
Biological process (GO): amino acid transmembrane transport
Cellular component (GO): vacuolar membrane
Molecular function (GO): amino acid transmembrane transporter activity
Source: RefSeq, a predicted model, not a curated record